Messenger RNA from Didymodactylos carnosus, 453 nucleotides. Lineage: Eukaryota; Metazoa; Rotifera; Eurotatoria; Philodinida; Philodinidae. The record is from the annotation of a GenBank genome assembly.
AUGUGUAUGAAAGGUGGAAAAAUUUUUCAAAACAAGAUCGAUAAACGGCCAGAAUAUGUGUGUAAACGUAGUUUUGCUUUGGAUUUAUUUCUAUCAAAUUCUUCUUAUCCAUCAAUUAUUGCUGAAGGUGCUACUCCACUGGAUGAUAAAUUAUAUGUGAAUGUUCUAAAUAAAAGUUUUCGGAGUAAUGAUAGUAUAUGGGGUCUGAUAUUUAAUUUUGAAUCAAUUAUAUAUUAUCCAUGGGCAGGUGAUCGUAAAAGAUUGAAAUUAUUUGAUAUAACAUAUGGCUAUGAUCGAUCAUUGUACGAUCUUACUCCACGUCCUUGGCUUUUUGCCUGUAUCGAUCGGUUAACUAAUAUUUCGAUAGAAAAAGCAAUACAGAACAAAAAAGAAAUUUCUUCAAACGUAACAACUUAUUGGACUAAUACUCAGCGAAAGGAGUCAUCCAUCUAG